AUGGACAAGGAAGCACUUGUGAACAAUGACGGGGACUUCCUCAUCGUGCCUGUAAAGGGCCGUCUUGAUAUCCAGACCGAGCUGGGUAGGAUGCUUAUCUUCCCGGGCGAGAUCGCAGUUGUGCCUCGGGGGCUGAAGUGGAAGGUUACUUUGCCAGAUGGUAGUGCGACCGGCUUUAUCCAAGAGAUCUUCGGGUCGCACUAUGAGCUCCCUGACCUUGGCGUCAUUGAUUCUCAUGGACUCGCGAAUCCUCGCGACUUCGAGCACCCGACCGAUUGGGAAAUCAUUUACAAGCUUGGUGGUCAGCUCUUUACUUGCAAGCAGGACCAUACGCCCUUCGACGUCGUGGCAUGGCACGGCAACUAUGCCCCGUACAAGUAUAAUCUGGACUCCUUCAUCUCUCUCGGCAGCCUUUCUUGCGACCACAUUGAUCCAUCGAUCUGUACGGUUCUCACGGCACACUCGAAAAACCCAGGUGUUGCACUCGCCGAGUUUGUAUUCGUCGGCGAAAAGUGGGACGUCGCCAAGAAGACAUUUAGACCACCGUACUUUCAUCGCAACACUGCUCGCGAGGUUGCAGGGCUCAUCUCCGGCGACCUCAACUUCCUGGACGACUUCGAGCAGGGUGCACUGUUCCUUGAGACUGGCUUUAUGCCCAAUGGACCUGUCAGUGAGAUAUGCGAUGUGGCUUCCGACAAGGAGUUGAAGCCGACAAAAGACCUCAAGGGUUCGCUCGUGGCGGUGUUCGAGACUAGCAUGCUGAUGACUCUUACUGAGUAUGCCGCCAACGGUGACAGACGUUAUCCGAGUGAAGGCGGGAACAAAGGUCUAGAGGCGAAGUUCCUGAGAUAUAAGGACGAAAUCUGGGCGGAUCUGAAGGCAGCUGGCCUGCCUAUCAUCCACGGCCUCUGAUUGAGCUGAUAACCGCGCUUUGAAUGUAGCAUUGGAAAUUAGCCGUGUUUACUGGCGGCCGUUCCAAACUCUAGUUCAUCUCCGAAGUAUUUCGUACUCUUUGGAUCCAUGAAUAAGGGUGUACACUAUUUUCAAGCAGUGAAAUGGCGUGGCUUACAAAUACCUGGCGAGCGACAAGGUGCGCAUGGUGCUGGAAUGCCGCCGCCGGCCUGCAAGAUCUAAGAAGAGAC
This is a messenger RNA of Phanerochaete carnosa HHB-10118-sp, 1142 nucleotides long. RefSeq lists its product as uncharacterized. The coding region runs from base 1 to 912 and encodes 303 amino acids. The transcript has 10 exons. The record is from RefSeq and is a predicted model, not a curated record. Lineage: Eukaryota; Fungi; Basidiomycota; Agaricomycetes; Polyporales; Phanerochaetaceae. Gene Ontology annotation, cellular component: cytoplasm. Gene Ontology annotation, biological process: L-phenylalanine catabolic process. Gene Ontology annotation, molecular function: homogentisate 1,2-dioxygenase activity.